AUGGCGCGGCUCAAUACGGCCAUACCGCCUAGCAGCAGUCGCGCCUCGUCAGUUCUGCAAGAGCGCACACCACAGACUACCAGCAGGUCGACAGCAAGAUCUACACCCUACGCGACACUAUCGCCCACAGCCGCAUCGUCAGAUAAAGAAAACGAGAGUACCCCCUUGGGCGCAAGAGACAAGGGCAAGACAGUGUCAAUGGGCCCGCCUAAGCUACCGACGCCGGUGUCCGAUACCCCACGACCAAGCAAGCGAAGACGCACUGGCGAGCACGAUGUCACACUGUCAGUAGAUGGGCAUGAACAAGAUGCCGCGACCCUUGUGGAUCUCAAAUACUACGAUCCAGAUCAAGACGAGGAAGAGCGGAGGGAGGUGCGAAAGGAUAUGCGCAGCUAUCAGCGCGAACUCUACGAUCGACGCGACGAGUUCCUCGAACCGGACAACGAUGGCCUUGUUGACUACGUGAAUCGCAUGACAGACACCUACGGUAGAGUUAAACAGACAGCGGAUGCGGUGUACGACUCGCGCAACUUGGUGGAGACCAGUGAUCUUGCGCUGAAGAAGACGAACCGGCUGGUGCUCGGAGAUACAAGCAUCGGCAUAGACGUAGACGAGUUUGUUUCGAAAUGUAUCACAUUCAUGAGAAAUGGUGGACCUCUGGGUGAAGACGAAGAAGAGCCGGCAUCAACACAGGCUCGUAACCGUCGGCAGAGCAGACGGAACGUCGACAGCGAUGAAGAUGAGGAGGACGAUGGCGAUGCGCUAGACUGGGAGACGUUUGGUGAAAGAGCUUGCUUUCCGAACAAUUCUCGGCCGCCUGUACCUGGCUUCUUGCUGGGGCCUCUCUCCGUCGAGAAGCGCAAAGCCACGACUACCCAGCGGACGGGACGACAGCAAAAGAAGCCCACCGGGCCGACUAGGAGGCCUGAAUCACUCGAGCCGGAAGACCUAGCACGCACGCAAGCUUCCAAUCUGACUACUUUAUGCACGAACAUCCGGAAAACCUUAGUCGACACAAUCAAUAAAGGUGUCAGUGCCUGUGAGGAAGAAAUGGCCGAAGACAUGGACGAGGAGGAAGUCACUGUGUUGCUGAGAAGACACCGCAUGGCGCAGAACAAGGCCAACGAGCCCUGCGUCUCUCUACUCGACUUCGCCGUCAAUCCCCAUUCAUUCGGCCAGACGAUUGAGAAUCUGUUCUACAUUAGCUUUUUGAUAAAGGAGGGCACGGUCGCUGUGGAGAAGGACCAUGAGGGACUGCCCGUGCUUGUCCCAUCAAAACCACGAAAGAUCGCAGAUCAACGCGAGCAGAACAUCUCUCGGAACCAAGCCAUCUUCAGUCUAGACUGGCCCACCUGGCAGUCACUGAUCGAAGCCUUCGACAUUGAGGAACCGCUCAUACCUCAUCGACAGGACGACGAAGGUCAGCAAGUAACCGCGCGCGGUUGGUAUGGCUAG
Messenger RNA from Coniosporium apollinis CBS 100218, 1455 nucleotides. RefSeq lists its product as uncharacterized. Gene Ontology annotation, cellular component: Smc5-Smc6 complex; nucleus. Bases 1 to 1455 code for a protein of 484 amino acids. Gene Ontology annotation, biological process: DNA repair. The record is from RefSeq and is a predicted model, not a curated record. The transcript has 3 exons. Lineage: Eukaryota; Fungi; Ascomycota; Dothideomycetes.